AUGGCGCUCAUGGCCGCAAAUUCAGUCGUAGGGGCCUUUUUCUUCAUAUUUUAUUGCCUGGGCUGCAGUGUUGGGCCGCAGCUGUGGCAAGAACCUGAUGCCCCUCGCUACACUAAAGGCUGCAUCGCCAGCGUCGUCAGCUGGUGCUUCCUUGUCUAUUCCUUCACUCUGUUCUAUAUCACAGGGCGGAGGAGCAAUGCAAAACGCGAAGCCGCUUCGCAUCAGGCUCUUGGAGAAGUUGCAACUGAAGGAUUGGGGGUUGCAAUCGAUGAUGACAGCACAGAGCGCCAGGACAAGCUCUUCAGGUACUCGCUUUGA
Messenger RNA from Clonostachys rhizophaga, 318 nucleotides. NCBI's taxonomy places the organism in Eukaryota, Fungi, Ascomycota, Sordariomycetes, Hypocreales, Bionectriaceae. The record is from the annotation of a GenBank genome assembly.